UAUUCAAAUAUAAUCAUGGAGACGAAGGAAGCUCGGGUGCUUAUAAUAACGAUUAUAGCUAAGAUCUUGUGUCUUGCCGUGCUUGUUCACGCUGAUACAGACGAUGAGAUUGCAUAUCAGACGGGAGGUACUGAAACAACAAAAUUCGGGCAAGCAAAGUCUGUCAGGUAUCUACUAUAUGAUGUCAACCCAGGUGAGGGUUUCAACCUGCGACGUGAUGUGUACAUGAGGGUGACAACCCUCGUCCAAGAACUUAACAAAGAAGAGCCCUGGGUGCUGGUCCUGCCACCCUGGGGCAGGCUGUACCACUGGAAAUCCCCCGAUCUGGAACAGAUUAAGAUUCCCUGGUCAACGUUCUUUGAUCUUCCCAGUCUACGGCAGCAUGUUCCUGUUAUAGAGUUUGAAGAAUACCUCAAGUUGAGGGGAGAACCCGUGAUUGAUGAGGUGUACUAUCUACAGAGCUUUAAAGGUGGCUGGACAAAGUGGGAGGAAAAGAUGAACAUUACCGAGUGUAAUGACAGGACGGGAUACGUUCAGGAUGAAGAAGGCAGUUGGCACCACUGGUUCUUUGGAUAUGAAGAAGUGUAUGCUAAGAAAUUUGCCUGCUUAUCAUACAUGGGACAUGCCACAUUUAUAAAGCCAUUCUUGUUGAAGAACACUACAGGAAGGUGUGUAAUGCUCCCCCGGGCUGAAACCCUUAUACACGAUCACUUUGGGGACACUGGCUAUUGGAGAGCCAGAAGAAGCAUGGUUUUUGCCAAACAUUUGAGAGAUAUUGGUGACAAAUUCCGGCGGGAAUUUCUGGAUUCUACAGACGAAGAGGACGGAACAGUCCUAAAAGAUUGGACAGAUAUGCAGAGAAAGCAUGGGGAGGCACUGGGUGGCCCCUAUGUUGGAAUACACUUACGUAGGAUGGAUUACCUCUAUGCCAGGGAAGGCAAUCUCCCCUCCCUAAAGGGGGCUGCCAAGCAAGUGAAGAAAAUCCUCCAAAAGUAUGCCCUAGAAAAGGUCUUUGUAGCAACAGAUGCACCAAGUGAAGAGUUUGAAGAGUUCAAAAGCUAUUUUAAGAAAUCAAAGGUUUACCGAUUUAUUCCUUCAAAAGAAAUCAAAGAGAAAUAUAAAGAUGGAGGUGUAGCUAUCAUUGACCAAUGGAUAGCAGCACACAGCAGAUAUUUUAUUGGAAGUUACGAGUCCACGUUUUCUUUUCGGAUCCAAGAAGAACGAGAAAUAUUAGGAUUUGAUCACGAGACAACAUUUAAUAGAUUCUGUCCAGACGAUAAUUCUGACUGCGAGAGACCAUCACAAUGGAAGAUUGUGUAUUAGGGUUCUUUAGAUUUAUUCCAGAAAUCAAGCUAUAUGUUAUUGUUUGAAAUGUAUAUUUACAGAGUAUAUUUUUAUUACAGGAAAUGCUUUUAAUAAUGAUAGUUUUUAAUAAUAUUUACAUGUAGGUAAAUAUUAGGGAUGUAACCGACACUAGAACCAAAUUAAAUCUCAUCAGUGAAACGACAAACCACUGACAUUUUGGUAUCAUUAUGAAGGACUCUAUGACAGGAGAGUUUUUGUGAGUGAGGGUAUUUUCUUCUGAUUAGAUAUUGCUCAUUAAUGUUUGCAUUGAGGCUAAUGGGAACAAUUAAUUCUCGAUUUUCAUAGAUAGAUGUGUGGUAAAGAUGACUUGAUGAAAGCUCAUGGUAAAGACGCAUUAAGCUUCUAGGAAUAAGGUUUUAUGAACUUGAUGAAGAUUCAAAGUACAGUUCACAUUGUAAUACAGGGGAGAUAACUCAUGAUAGAACAUAUAAGGUACCAAUUGUGUAUUAUGAAGGUACAUGUAUCAAGGGUCAAAUACCUUUAAAGGUCAUAUGAUUUGAAUCUCAGGAAUGUCUGUGUAUAAUAUACACAUACAAUUUAAUCCAUACUUUUGAAAUCCAUUAUUAUGGAAGAAUUUGAGGUAAUUUUGUUGCGAGACCUUAAUUUAAUUUUUUUUGUUUUGCAUAUUUUACUUGUAUGUACAAAGGAUUAUUUGAAGUUAGUAAAUUAAUUACAUGAGAUAUAUUUUUUAAUUACAUGUACAUGUGGUAUUCCAUACUUUAAAAAAGACAGCUAAUAUUCAACUAUGCAAAACUGUCAGUGUCAUGAAUGUUAUAGUCAGUUUGUAAUUUUUGUCGCUUGGGUGUAAUUGUAAAUGAAUGUGUGAAAGGUAAGGGGGUACAUUCCAGUGGUGUACAACUAAACAGCUUACAGCUACAGGUGUGCAAUCUCUGUACCUGUCGUUGUACAUACAUAAUGUAUAUCUAUGGAUUUCACUGCCAAAACUUGUCAGCUCAUGUUCUUUAGAAAUUUAUUAUAAAAAUUGUUUUCAUAUUUAAAUUACAUAUACAACAAGUAAAACUGUCAUGACAUACAUAUGUAUGUGGAGAAAAGGGUAUAUUUUACAAUGUAUUUAUACAUGGGUUGUCAAAACAUAAGCCUUCUAGAUCUCAAUUCUACCCUCUGGUAUCUAGUUUUACCAGUUCCUUGUUAUAUACAUGUAUUAUGUCUUGGUUUGUUGACUGAAGAUACAGGGUUCAUUUAAUUCAUGUUCCUGUUCAUUAUAUAAGAUGUGUAUUUCCUAUUUGUCACUUUUUUUGGGGUCACAAAUUUCUUAUGAUAGAACUGCCAUUUAAUUUGUGUAAAGAAUUGUCAAGCAAAUUGUCAGUGAGCUUAUUUGGUUGGGUGUUAUGUAUUAAUGCAAUCAAAAACAUGGAAAUUAGAAAUAGAAUGAGUGAACUUGU
Molecule: messenger RNA, 2768 nt
Organism: Ostrea edulis (European flat oyster)
Lineage: Eukaryota; Metazoa; Mollusca; Bivalvia; Ostreida; Ostreidae
Product: GDP-fucose protein O-fucosyltransferase 2-like
Exons: 9
Coding region: 16-1323 (435 amino acids)
Biological process (GO): protein O-linked glycosylation via fucose
Molecular function (GO): peptide-O-fucosyltransferase activity
Source: RefSeq, a predicted model, not a curated record